AUGUCGCCGUCCAUGAAGAAACGAAAGCUCAAUGGCUCCAACGAAAAGAGCGCUCCCACAUUGCCGACCACAAAAGAAGCCUCACCAGCCAAGGAUGCCGCUCCGGACAACGAGGAAAAUGCCGCCACUUCGGACGCUGCGCUGGAGAACAAGACAUUCGCAGACUUGGGUGUAACAGAGUCUCUAUGCGAUGCAUGCGCCAACCUUGACUUCAAAUCACCUACGGCCAUACAGGCAGAAUCAAUACCCAUAGCGCUCUCUGGCCGCGACAUCAUUGGACUUGCCGAGACGGGCAGUGGCAAGACGGCUGCUUUCGCUCUGCCAAUCCUCCAGGAACUGCUCGACAAGCCUCAGCCGAUGUUUGGACUUGUUUUAGCGCCGACAAGAGAGUUGGCGUACCAGAUCAGCCAGCAGUUCGAAGCUCUGGGCAGUCUCAUUAACGUACGAUGUGCGGUCAUCGUCGGUGGGAUGGACAUGGUGCCGCAGUCGAUAGCGCUGGCGAAGAAGCCGCACAUCAUUGUUGCGACACCGGGCCGUCUUCUGGAUCAUUUGGAGAACACGAAGGGCUUCUCGUUGGCACGACUGAAGUACCUGGUCAUGGACGAGGCAGACCGACUGCUUGACCUGGACUUCGGGCCCAUUCUGGACAAGAUCUUACAAGUCCUGCCAAAAGAGCGCCACACGAUGCUCUUCUCCGCAACCAUGAAUACAAAACUUGACAAUCUCACCCGCGCAGCCUUGCACAACCCGGUUCGCGUCAGCAUCAGCACUUCUUCCUACCAGACAGUCAAGAACCUGAAGCAGAAAUACAUAUUCAUCCCUCACAAGUUCAAAGACGUCUACCUCAUCUUCCUCCUCAACACAUUCGCCGGCCAAACAUGCAUUCUCUUCACCCGCACCAUCCACGAGACACAGCGCCUGGCUUUCCUCCUUCGAGCUCUGGGUCGCAGCUCGAUCCCUCUGCAUGGCCAACUCGGUCAAUCAGCACGACUUGGUGCGCUCAACAAGUUCCGCGCAGGUAGCAAAGACAUCUUGGUCGCUACUGAUGUCGCUGCGAGAGGUCUGGAUAUACCCAGCGUUGACCUGGUGCUGAAUUACGAUUUACCGCCUGACAGCAAAACUUACGUGCAUCGUGUCGGUCGAACUGCUAGAGCAGGAAAGAGCGGUGUGGCCAUCUCCAUCGUGACGCAGUACGACGUGGAGAUCUACCUACGGAUAGAGAAGGCUUUGGGCAAGAAGCUGGACGAGUUCUCCGCGGACCGGGAUGAGGCUAUGGUGUUCUCAGAGCGGGUCGGUGAGGCUCAGAGGGUUGCGAUACAAGAGAUGAAGGCGCUCAAUGAGAAGGAAAGAGGGAAGGGAGGUCGUGGAGGUGGAAAGGGUGGCAUUGGUGGUGGAAGGAUCAAGAAGGGUGGGAAGAGGGAUAGAGAGGGUAUGGACGCAGAUGAGGGGUGA
Messenger RNA from Saxophila tyrrhenica, 1452 nucleotides. RefSeq names its product ribosomal RNA processing protein (gene RRP3). NCBI's taxonomy places the organism in Eukaryota, Fungi, Ascomycota, Dothideomycetes, Mycosphaerellales, Extremaceae. The coding region runs from base 1 to 1452 and encodes 483 amino acids. The record is from RefSeq and is a predicted model, not a curated record. The transcript has a single exon. Gene Ontology annotation, molecular function: ATP binding; RNA helicase activity; nucleic acid binding.